AUUAUUCUGAAGCACCUACAUUACAGUUUCCUUCAAUAGCGGCAAAAUAUUAUUUUGUAUUUGUGCGUUAUUUUGGCGCGAUUAAAUAAGUGUUUCUCAUCUAUGUGAAACCCAGAGAAUCGUGUAACUUUAUUUCCUUUCCUAUCAUUAACUUUAUAGGCUAUAUUUCUUUUACUUUGGAGUGUUCAAUACGCAUGGUUUAUCCAAAUUAGUGUUGUACGUGUCAAUCUAAAUAUGCCUAAAGAAAAGAAGUCGUUAUAUACCCGAAAAUACCGAGUUGCUUGGGAAUCCGAUGCUGAACUUAAAGGAUGGAUUGGUCCUGUAUUAGCAGAUGAGACAAAGUCGCUUUGUAAGAUAUGUAAAUGUACUUUAGCUGCACAUAAAAAAGACUUACUGCUUCACGGUAAAAGUAAGAAACAUCAAGAGGCGGAGAAAAGAUCUUUGGCUGGCCCGAGUAAAAAAAUUACUGAGUUUAUGAAAAAAGGUUUGACCGCCAGCAGGAAAAUAGCAGAAUUAAAAAUUGCUGCAUUCAUAUGUGAGCACUGCUCACUUGCAACAAUUGAUCAUCUUGGAUCACUUUUAAAAAAAUUAGAUAAAUCAUCUGAAAUAUUAAAUGACGUUAAAUUACACAGAACUAAAUGUACAUCUUUAAUAUUGAAUGUGUUGGCUCCUUCAAUACUAAAUGACUUACUUUUGGAUGUUGCAGAUAGUAAAUAUUCAUUGAUUAUAGAUGAGCACUGCAGUCGAUUCCACAAAAAUGCUAUGCGUUAUGAUAAAAUAUUUUAG
Messenger RNA from Acanthoscelides obtectus, 786 nucleotides. The record is from the annotation of a GenBank genome assembly. Lineage: Eukaryota; Metazoa; Arthropoda; Insecta; Coleoptera; Chrysomelidae.